Messenger RNA from Staurois parvus, 591 nucleotides. NCBI's taxonomy places the organism in Eukaryota, Metazoa, Chordata, Amphibia, Anura, Ranidae. The record is from the annotation of a GenBank genome assembly.
GCAUUGCUGGACAUGGUUUUCAAUCACUUAAGCGUAAAAGAGAGGGAAUAUUUUGGCCUACAGCACAAUGAAGAUUCUUUAGACUCACAAAGAUGGUUGGAACCCAACAAACCAGUUCGAAAACAGCUAAAAGGAGGAUUUCCUUGCUCUCUACUCUUCAGAGUACGUUUUUUCAUUCCAGACCCCAACACGCUACAGCAGGAUCAAACUAGACACUUAUAUUUCCUGCAACUUAAAAGCGACAUUUUAGAGGGAAGGUUAUCAUGUGCACUAAACUCAGCUGUUGUUCUCGCAUCAUAUGCUGUACAAUCUGAGUUUGGAGACUAUAUUCCUUCAGUGCAUCUUCCAGGAUAUCUGUCAAAUAAAAGUUUUAUUCCAGGUCAAGAUAAUGACUUUAUAAGCAAAGUGGAAUCCCUCCAUAAUCAGCACAGUGGUCUUGGACAAACUGAAGCAGAGUCAUGCUACAUUAACAUUGCAAGAACACUUGAAUUCUACGGAGUUGAAAUGCACAGUGGUAGAGAUCUUCAUAACUUAGACUUGUUAAUUGGCAUUGCUUCAGGAGGCAUAGCUAUAUAUAGAAAGCAAAUUUGC